This is a messenger RNA of Capsella rubella, 2935 nucleotides long. RefSeq lists its product as uncharacterized. Lineage: Eukaryota; Viridiplantae; Streptophyta; Magnoliopsida; Brassicales; Brassicaceae. The transcript has a single exon. Bases 240 to 2756 code for a protein of 838 amino acids. The record is from RefSeq and is a predicted model, not a curated record.
UAGACCUGGGGUUGCGCUGAAGUCGUCUCUCCCGAGUGAGCUGAAAGAACAGCAUCAAUGGCUUCCUGAAAACAUUCCACAAUUUCUCAAGUAAAUCUGUGGAAAGAAUCAUCUCAAUAACCUAAAGAGAGAGAGAGAGAGAAGAAGAGAAACAAAAAAGAACCACAUACACCUAGAGAGAGAAACCGAAGAGGCAAAGAGUUUUCUUUUCUUUUCUUUCCUUUCUCAAGAGAGCAAAAAUGGUGCAAGUAAUACCAACACACAUCAAAGAUGCGUGGGAUAAGUGGAACAUAAGAGGAGCAGUCAUUCUAAGUCUUAGCCUUCAAGCUAUUCUCAUUUGCUUCUCCCCUCUAAGGAAACGCACACCAAGAAGGCUCUUGAUCAUGCUCGUUUGGACCUCUUAUCUCUUAGCAGACUGGUCUGCCAAUUUCGCUGUUGGUCUCAUCUCCAAGAAUCAAGGUAAAGAACUCAAACCUGAUGACCCUCCACAGGAUAAAAAGCUCAUGGCUUUAUGGGCACCAUUCUUGCUCUUGCAUCUUGGUGGACCCGACACAAUCACAGCUUUUGCGCUUGAAGAUAACGCUCUCUGGCUCAGGCAUGUCUUUGGACUUGUCUUUCAGGCCAUUGCUGGUGUCUAUGUGGUUCUCCAGUCUCUUCCCAAUAGCCUUUGGGUUAUAAUACUCUUAGUUUUCAUUUCUGGGACUAUAAAGUAUCUGGAGAGGACAACGGCUUUGUAUAGUGCCAGUUUGGACAAGUUCAGGGACUCUAUGAUUCAAGCACCAGAUCCAGGACCAAACUACGCCAAGCUCAUGGAGGAGUACAAGGCCAAGAAAGAGGCAAGACUCCCCACCAAGAUCAUUCUGAUUGAUGAGCCUGACAAGGAACAUAGGCCUAAGAAGUUAGAGCAUCCAUCAUUAGCCUUGAAGAAAACAAAAUUGUUGACCCAUCUUGAGAUUGUUCAGUAUGCUUACAAAUUCUUCAACACAUUCAAGGGCCUUGUAGUCAACCUUAUCUUCAGCUUCAGGGAACGUGACGAGAGCCUAGAGAUCUUUGAGAAUUUAGCUGAUUCAGAGGAAGCUUUGAGGAUCAUUGAGGUUGAGCUUGGUUUCCUCUAUGAUGCUCUAUUCACCAAGAUCGCGGUUCUUCAUACCUUUAUUGGAACUGUCUCACGCAUCGUUGCUUCUGGCACCCUUGUGGCUGCAUUCAUCCUCUUUGAUAAGAGACCUAAGAAAGACAUACACUUUCAACACUCUGAUGUUGUUGUUACCUACACGCUGUUUGCAGUUGGCAUAGCUUUGGAUUUCAUAUCCAUCCUCUUGUUUCUAUUCUCUGACUGGACGUACGCUGCACUACGUAGCUUGAAAGAAAACCCUGAAGAGGUUCUAUCGUCCCGUAGAGAUAAGUUUUUCAACUGGUUACUUGGUCUAAGAGAGCUGCGUUGGACGAAGCAAGUGUGCAAGCAUGAGUGUACCGACGAAGGUAAGAAACCGUGUAUCAAGGAAGGUGAUGGUAAGUGUUCAAUAGAACAGGAACAUGAAGUGCUCACGACACCAUUCUUCCUCCGGAGGUGGUGUGGAAGCAUCAACGUAUUUAACUUUAUAGCAUAUGCAACAAAUGCAGAGGUGGUGAGGAUCCAUGACGCCAGAGGUGAUUUCCGCCGCAUCUCAUGGAUGAUAAUAUCUUUCCCAUUUGAAAAACUCAACUUCAUUAUCCAGAAAGUAUUUGGAUAUAUUCUCGAUUUGAUCAAUGAUGUGCAUAGAUGGAUCAGCCACAGAGUCAAUGCGUUAUCAAGAAACCAUCCUUGGGCUCGUCUUACUAUAUACCCUAUCUAUUUCGAGUUCAUAUCCCGCAUCCCUUAUUUCAUCAUAUCCGUGUGGGAUAUCCUCAGCGAGUUCUUCGACAUCUCGGAUACGCUUGAUAUAGUCCACAAGACGCUAUUUGUACACGGAGAGCCCAUGACGAAAGAAUUGUGGGACUUCAUGUUUGAAGAGCUUAGAAACAAAUCAAAGUAUGGAGACAGUCCUGAGAAUGCCAGGAGGAUAUCUUUGGCUCGAGGAGAGUGGACUUUAAGAGAAAACCUGCCAGAGGAUGCAGAACGUGAAAAACUGGUACGUUAUGUCACAAAGGUCGAUUAUGAUCAGAGUCUUCUGAUGUGGCACAUCGCAACCGAGCUCUGUUACCAACAACACGAGGAAGAGACUAUCCCAGAGGACACUGAUAAAAAACAUGAGCAUUAUAGCUACCGGGAGUUCAGCAAAAUCAUAUCAGACUACAUGAUGUAUCUCCUGAUCUUGCAACCCAGUCUAAUGUCCGAGGUUGCUGGAAUUGGGAAGAUAAGAUUCAGAGACACAUUGGCUGAAGCUGACAAGUUUUUCCAGAGGAGGCAUAUCGAGGACAAGAAAAGCGUGAAGAUAGCCACCGAAAAUAUCCUGAACGUCAACAGUAAAACUGAUCCAAUGAGCGUGAAGGGAGAUCGAAGCAAGUCUGUGUUGUUUGACGCAAGCAGGCUAUCGAAAGACCUUACAGAGAUGGAGAGGACGCACGGAAAAGACAAAUGGGAGAUACUGAGUAAAGUAUGGGUGGAACUUCUGUGUUAUGCAGCUUGUCAUUGCGACGCUACAGCUCACGUGGAACAACUAAGCAGAGGCGGUGAGCUCAUAAACUUCGUGUGGCUUCUAAUGGCUCACUUUGGACUAACAGAUCAGUUCCAGAUCAACAAAGGAGAUGCCAGAGCCAAGCUCAUAAUAGGCAAGUGAGAGUGAACAAGAAGAACAACAAAAUUCAUUCUGCAUUUGUAUUUUUUUCUACUUUUCUCCUCAAAAACAAUGAACUCUGUCCUGCAUAGGGAUGAUGACAUACAUUCGUAUGCUUUUGUGAUUGCAUUAUCCCAAAUAUCGUUGCCAAACAUGUAUGAAAUUGGUUUAACAUCAGUCUA